Messenger RNA from Brassica napus (rape), 816 nucleotides. Its product is annotated as glutathione S-transferase T3-like. The transcript has 5 exons. NCBI's taxonomy places the organism in Eukaryota, Viridiplantae, Streptophyta, Magnoliopsida, Brassicales, Brassicaceae. The record is from RefSeq and is a predicted model, not a curated record. Bases 1 to 816 code for a protein of 271 amino acids.
AUGAAGGUUUCAACUGAGUUUGCUUUUCAUUCAUUACGCAAGCCACUCUCUGUCCGAAAACGGAUUCACUACGACCACAAGCAUCCAUGGUUCAUCAUCAAACGGAAGAGCUUUAUAGACCUCUUAAACAAUCAACAACCUAGUAUAGACCUCUCUACGUCCAAUGUCUCUGGGUUCGUUCCACAUUGGGUUGAAGAAGAAAACGUUGAAGCACACACUGUGGAGGACCGCAAAGAGAGACGGAAGUGGAUACCAACAGAAGACGGUGUGCUUAUCAGUGCUUGGUUGAACACCUCCAAGGAUCCUGUAGUCAGGAAUGAGCAAAAAGCAAUUGCGUUUUGGAAACGAAUUGAAGCUUAUGUUGGAGCGAGUCCUAAGCUAGCUGGCGCAUAUGAUGCUGCAACGAAACAGAAGUUAAGUGGCCAGAAUGAGAAUGACGUGAUGAAAAUGGCUCAUGAAAUUUUCUACAAUGACCACAAGGUGAAGUUUACACUUGAGCAUGCAUGUGUAAAAGAAGGAAGCCAGAUGACCAAAGCGCACAAUCAUCAAGCUCUGCGCCAGGAGAGGAUGAUCAAAAGGCCUGCUGGUGUUAAAGCAACAAACGCGAAAGCUAAAAGGUCUGUGAGCAAGCCGACGAUGGAAGAGGAAGGAAGGGAGAUUCAGAGCAUGUGGAAGAUUAGGCAGAAGGACUUUGCUUUGAAGGAGAAGCUUAACAAGCAAAAAUUGCUUGAUAAGUUGAUUGCCAAGACAGAGCCACUAACUGAACUAGAAAUAGCUUUAAAAAAUAAGCUCAUAACGGACAUGUUGGCAAGUUAG